This is a messenger RNA of Carica papaya (papaya), 3743 nucleotides long. The record is from RefSeq and is a predicted model, not a curated record. NCBI's taxonomy places the organism in Eukaryota, Viridiplantae, Streptophyta, Magnoliopsida, Brassicales, Caricaceae.
UUACAUGAACAACUGCGGUCUUUGAGGAACUCCCCAUAUAUUCUAUUGGCAAGAGGCCUAGUAGUGGCACAAUAAUUCAAAUUCUCAGCAAUCUAGGAACGUUUUUGAAGCCUUAAAAUUUGGAUUUGAGCUGCACUCGUGUGUGUUUGACUUUGACUGUACAUAUAAUACAACUGUUUGAUAAAGUGGAUACCAAUAACAAUUUCUCCGUGUGCGUGGAAAAUCUGAUCAACCCACCUUUUCAUAAUUCUGGUUUUCUGGAUCGUAGAAGCUCUUCUAAUCCUCCGGUUCUUGAUUUUCUCAAGCAUUAAUGGCCACCUAAAGAGAGAGAUUAAAAGAAAAGCUUGUGGUUGUACUCACCAGUUACCAGUGAAAUUGACUGUGAAUGCCUUUCAGAGUUUCACUUUCAGUAACUUCUUUGUUUUGAAAAGCUCUCUUUCCAUGGAAGUUGCGAGCUCCAAAGAUAGUUCAGUUUCUUCAAGUCCAUUCUCAUCGCCUAAUAUCAGUGCCCUGCUAAAGAUCAAGGUUCUCUCAUGGUAAGACAUGAACAGGGUUCCUCUGUGUGUGUGCGUGCGUGUGUCUCCUUCUGUUCAAGCUGCAUUGUUAAACUGUAAUUCUGAGGAGAAACUGAUAUUGGUUCAAUCCUAUCUCAGGAGCCAGGAGACUGGUUUACCUGUUUCUAUACAGGUUCGGGUUUGUGGCAGAACGUUCAAUCUACACAAGGUAAGAUCAAUAUGGUAUCUAAGAAAACUCCAAGAGGAUCCAAUCCUUAACUUCACUUCUGUUAAUAAUAUUUUGCAGUACCCUCUGUUUUCAAGGAGUGGAUACUUCAACAAGAGAAUGAAUGAGUCGACAGUAAUUGAUUUGCCAGAAGAUUUUCCCGGAGGACCAGAAACCUUUGAAAUGAUUGCAUUGUUCAUCUAUGGUUCCUCCACUUUGAUCGAUCCUUUCAAUAUAGCUGCCCUGCGAUGUGCAGCAGAGUUUCUUGAAAUGACAGAAGAAUACAGUACCGGUAACCUCUGUGAAAGGUUUGAUCUUUAUUUAAACCAGGUAGUCCUCCAAAGCUGGGAUGAUACGCUGAUUGUUCUUCAGAGGUGCCAAAUUUUGCUACCCUGGUCUGAAGAGUUGCUCAUCAUUAGCCGGUGCAUAGAGUCCCUAGCCUUCAUGUGUUGUAUGGAGAUUCUUGACCCUGAGAGAAGGCGGGAGAAACCAGUUGUGACUUUGGAGGCAUUAGCAGGUCAAGCAUGGAGUUGUGAGGAUGCAAAAGCACUUGUGAGCAACGACUUGUGGAUUAAAGACCUCAUGGCUCAGCCCUUUGGAUUCUUCAAAAGGGUAAUAGGAUCCUUGAGAAGACAAGGAAUGAAAGAGAAGUAUGUGAGUCCUAUUAUGGUCUUCUAUGCCAACAAAUGGGUGCUAUUAAAGAAGACACGCCAAUACUGGGAGAGUUCAGGUGAGAAAAUUGGAGAGAGUGGUGCAAAACAGAAAGUGUCUGGUAUUUUACAAGGUAUUCUUGAUCUGUUGCCCAUGGGAGAAAAGGCAAGUGGAGCUAUUCCUGUUGGGUUUUACUUUGCUUUGCUUGCCAGAUCCCUUGAACUUGGCAUGACAAGUCACAGCAGGGUGAAGUUGCAAGAUCAGAUUGCAUCUAUGUUACACUUCGCCCAGGUGGGAGAUUUUCUCUUCCCUCAAAUUAAGAUUGAGUCUGUUUCUUCCAGCAAGGAGUUGGCUAUAAUGGAGACUAUAUUUUCCAAGUAUGUAUUGUCUAACAUGGACUCCAAUCACACUCCAGCAAGAAACUCAAUCAUUGCAGAAUCAUGGGACAUUUAUCUGUCCCACAUUGCUGCAGAUCCAAAAAUGGAGCCUAAAAGAUUCAUGGAACUGAUUGAAAAGGUUCCGAUUGCCUUCAGACAAAGCCACGAUCAACUCUAUAGAGCACUGAACACAUAUCUCCAGGCACAUAUAGAUCUACCUCAAGAAGAGAAGGGAUCAGUCUGCAAGUACCUCAACUGCCAAAAGCUAUCACAAGAGGCAUGUAUUGAAGCGGUUCAAAAUGAGUUGAUGCCAUUGCGUUUAAUUGUCCAAGCUCUAUUCAUUCAACAGCGUAACACCCACCAAGCUUUCAAAGAAUGCUCAAACUCGUUUAGGCACGCGCAGUUUGGAGACUUCUCUGGAAGCCUUCCGAGCUCAAGAUGCCCAAACUCCAACAGUGUAAAUCCAGGAGACAGCCCCUAUAGAGAUAGAGCAGAGCCAGAGAGCAGGACAUUAAACAUCCUUCUUGCAAAUGACUCAGCACUGCAGGGGUGUGAAUUUUCCAGAAAGGAGUAUGAGUCGACAAGCUUCAGAAUUCAGAACCUUGAACAUGAGCUUAUGUCCUUGAAAAGAAGCCUUCAACAGCAGAAGAUUCCAAACAAAAGAGGCUCAAUCAAAGUGCAGAAAAUAAAAACAUAUGGUUUGGAAAAUAGAUCAAUGAGCAAGAAAAAUAAUGCACACGGGCAAGCAACAGGCUGUAUUGGGUCUGUGAGUUUUACUUCACAGAGGAAAUAUGCUACUAGGCUGCUAAACAUCAUUCGUCGUCUUACCUUGUUUCGUGGUAGAAAGUCAAAGAGAAGGACAAGUGCCAAUACCUUAUAAGCUAAGCAAUCUACCAUAUUAGUGUAAGCAUAAGAUGUAUGAAAAUCCAAACAUGUAAAAUCGAUUUAUUUGUGAAUGAAGACUAAAAAGCCAACCCAAAAAAAGCCUGUGAAAUAACAGUAUAGAUAUCAAGUGAUAUCCAAUUUUCUUCCUACCUCCCUUAAAGAGCCUCAAAAGUAAAACAGGCACCCAGCAAGCAUCUGCUAAAAUCCAGCUUAUGUAAUUGUGGGAAGAUGUUCAAAAAACGUUAUCGAAGUGCCUAUGCACAUUACACUGAUACAGAACAAGCUUUCAAUGAGCACCUUCCUGUUUACCAAAUUCUUGAUUUGAAGACAGGUUUUCACCAUGAUUAAAAUUUCCAGAAUGCAUCUGAGUUUUCUGCCUUACAAUUUCUAGUUACGGUUAUUAAUCAGUACAAUGAUUAAAAGGUUUGACAUUUGCUGUCAACUUUAAGUUGUAAUCUUUUCUCCUCAGUCUGGGGUUUAGUACAGCAUUUCUGUAAGCAUGUAUUUAAGGUUUCAAAUGAAAAUUCAGAUUAGUUUUGCCCCAGUUUUCUCUUCUUGUUCAUUCCACCAAAAAUAACCAAUUGAGCAUCAGAGUGUUUAUAAGAUCCAGCUCAAAUAUAAAUUCUAAAAUUCAGCUACUUAGAAGCAAAUUCAAGCAGAACCUAGGCUGACAGUACGUAGUACCUGUUAGCGUCCUGUAAACCAAACCAAGAUUCCCUGAAAUCAUUACCAGUAUUCACUCAGGGAAAAAUUCAGUCGCCAUAUGAUAACUCAUGGUGUCAAAGCAAAGAGAAGUCUGGAAAUCGGUGUGUAACUCAGGUUAUUGUCAACAGCUGUGGUCCUGAGACUUGAAUGCUAGUAACGAGAGCUAGGGGGGAGGAUGUGAUUUAAAAAGGUAAGAGAUAGAGGAGGAAGAGAGACAGAGAGAAUUCGAGAUAUAUAAUUGAAUCUGGAAUUUGAAUUUUUCUGAGCAGAACUUCCCACCAACUAGCUAUAUAUAUCCUACUUAAGGGGGGCGCACUUAAUUACAAUGGAAAAGAUAAUCAGCAAUAAGCAUUUGAAUUAGCCCAUACUACUUUUCUCGUUUCAGCCUUAUGCAUAAUUCCCCAA